Molecule: messenger RNA, 405 nt
Organism: Dentiscutata erythropus
Lineage: Eukaryota; Fungi; Glomeromycota; Glomeromycetes; Diversisporales; Gigasporaceae
Source: the annotation of a GenBank genome assembly
AUGCCUCGUCGAUACAAUAACACUGCUCAGUGUCGUGCUAACCGUCGUCAUCGUCGUCGCUUAAGAAAUUCUUCUUCGUUUCCUCUUUAUGAAGCUUUAGAUGUAGUUGGUGAUGAAAAUAGACGGUUGGCACAACUGCUGCAGCAACUAAGAAAACGUAUCAAAACUUUGGAGGAAGAGGUAGAAAUGCGUCAGGAGAAAAUUGUUGAAGGAGUGCAAAAUAAUUGGAGAAGAGAAGUUCAAUAUGAGAGGUUGCUAAAGGAACGAAAUAGAUUAAGGGCACGAAUAGAGGAUUUGGAAGAACAUUGGGUGAUUUUUGACAAUCAAUCACUCGGCACUGUGGCUUGUUCAGCUUUUCAAGAUUUUGAUGAUCAAAAUUCUAGUUUUGAGGAUGAAAUUAAGUGA